AUGCCCCCAAAAAAGACCACAAAUCAGAAAGCUGCCGCUAGGGUACCCCGAAAACGACCAGCAACUACCGAUCCUUACGAAAUCCCAGAAGAAGACGAAAUUGAGCCACCGAAACGACGACGUCAUGCCGCCACAGCAGCCGCUGACACAGACGAUGCCACCGUCAGUACGCCCUCAGCCUCGAGGCUGAAGAAAACAGUAGCGACACCAAUAAAACUCAAUGGUCUCAACGGGAUAGACACACCAAGCAGGAAGAAUAACGCAGACAGAUCCGCCAGACGGAAAAGCGCCAGGGCCCUCGUCGACCGUGUGAUAAGCGGCGCCAUCAGCGACGAUGAAGCCGAAGAAGGGGACAUAGCAAGAGAAAUCUACGAAUCCAGCGAAGACGAAGAAGACGAAGAAGACGAAGAAGGAGAAGAAGAGAAUCUAAACGGAGAAACCGAACCGACAACAACACCCUCCAAAUUCGCCCCCGGCCGAAAACGCAAAACCACCACAACCAGAACCCGAAAACGCUCCCCCACACCCCCCCGCGAUCUCCCCCCUCACGAGCAAUACUUCUUCCAAAACAAACCCGGGCUUUCCAAAACCUCCAACAACACCCUGUCCUCCCUCCAACUCCUCACCCACGACGAAUACUUCUCCCUCUCCCGCGACCUCUCGUCCGCCAACCCCCACAAAACCGACAUCACCCACCUCGCCUCCCUCCACGUAUCCUCCUUCCCCCAAUGGGCCUUUGAACUCUCCCAGUCCUUCUCCCUCUGCCUCUACGGCUACGGCUCCAAACGUCAAAUCCUCCACAAAUUCGCUACAUACCUCUCCUCACACCCCCCUUGCUCCUUGGGUCAAGCCAACAAAAUCGUCAUAAUAAACGGGUACACCCCCUCCAUCACCAUCAGAGAACUCCUCUGCUCCCUCGCCUCAGCAGUAUCCUCCCCAACAACCACCCUCCCGGGUAUCCUCUCCUAUCUAACAACCCACCCAAACACAACCUUGACCAUCCUCCUAAACUCUGUCUCCUCCCCCCAUCUCCGCAAGGGGUCCUUUCAGUCGAUAAUCUCCACCCUUGCCUCUCACGCACAAGUCUACCUCUGCUGCACAACCGACUCCCCUGAUUUUGCCCUACUAUGGGACUCGGCAGUCGGCACAAACUUUCGGUUUCUCUACCAUGACUGCACCACUUUUUGUUCGUACUCCCCCUCUGAAAUGGAGGUUGUCGACUCGGUGCAUGAACUCUUGGGUCGGAAGACUCGACGGGUGGGGGGGAAGGAGGGAGUGGCGUUUGUGUUGAGGUCGCUGCCGGAGAAUGCAAAGAGCUUGUUUAGACUGCUGGUUGGGGAGGUUUUAUGUGCGGAUGAGGGUGAUGGUCAGGGUCAGGGGCAAGGAGAGGAGAUCAGUGUGGAGUAUAGGAUGGUGUAUAACAAGGCGGUGGAGGAGUUUAUCUGUAGUAGUGAGAUGGCGUUUAGGACGUUGUUGAAGGAGUUUCACGAUCAUCAGAUUAUUACUAGUCACAAGGACGCGUUGGGGACGGAGCUGUUGAGUUUGCCGUUUGGGAAGGAGGAGUUGGAGGGGAUAUUGGAGGAGUUGACGACUUGA
Messenger RNA from Podospora anserina S mat+, 1596 nucleotides. RefSeq lists its product as uncharacterized. Gene Ontology annotation, molecular function: DNA replication origin binding. The transcript is spliced from 2 exons. Lineage: Eukaryota; Fungi; Ascomycota; Sordariomycetes; Sordariales; Podosporaceae. The coding region runs from base 1 to 1596 and encodes 531 amino acids. Gene Ontology annotation, biological process: DNA replication. Gene Ontology annotation, cellular component: nuclear origin of replication recognition complex; nucleus. The record is from RefSeq and is a predicted model, not a curated record.